GGAUCUCCGCUCUAGAUUCUCAUUGCUUUCUGUUCUGUCGCGAACGUCGCACCACUUUCGCGCUUAUAAUGUUUACAUUCUCGUGAAAUCUGUGCCAGUGAAGGGACUGAUAUAAUAACUCAUCAAAAUGGCGUUGUACUAUGAAGAUGGUACACCGUAUGUUUUAUUGGGAGGUCAUAGAAUACAAUUAGAAAGAGAGCCGUUUACGGAAGAGUAUUAUGUAAAAAAAGCGGAAAAGGAACUAAGAGAGACGCCGGAAAAUGUUGAAAAUGGGCUAAGAGAGUUACGGGAACUUUUAAAAGGAGAAUUAAACCUGAUUGUACCAAUUGAAGAUGAUGUGUUCCUGAUGAAGUUUUUGAGACCAUGCAAGUUCUACGCUGAUAGUGCUUUUAAACGGAUAAAAGCCUAUUACAAAUUCCGUUUGUUAUAUGCAAACUACUGCAAGGAUCUCACCCCGAGAGCCACUCAGGCUGCGUUCCAGAACUCCAUUGUUUCCAUGCUGUCACCCAGAGACAAGCAAGGCCGUCGCCUACUGUUUGUGGAAUCUGGAGAACUUUGGAAGCCACGUGUGGUACCACUUGGUGAAAUGUUCCGUGGGGUACAGAUAGCCUUGGAAUCCGCAUUGGAGGAACCUCGGACCCAAGUAAGCGGGGUCAACGUAGUAAUAAACUUAAAAGGACUCUCGCUCUCGCACAUUAUGCAUUUCACGCCAUCUUUUGCCAAAAUGAUCGUGGAUUGGAUACAGGAUUGCAUACCCGUCCGCCUAAAAGGAGUGCACAUUAUAAACCAACCAUACAUUUUCAAUAUGUUAUUUGCACUUUUCAAACCAUUCCUAAGUACAAAGUUACGCUCGCGGAUACAUUUCCACGGAUCUGACACAACUUUGCUACUAAAAGACGUAGAUGCCUCGCAACUGGUUGAGAGGUGUGGUGGAACCCUUCCGGAAAGUGAGGAAACUGGAGAUGUAAUGUGGAAAAUGCUUUGUCACUAUGAAGAGGAUUUUAAAACCAAAAUCUCUCAUGGUUACGUCGAUAAUAACAAUAAAUGUUGAUGCCGCGACAGGGUUUUGUUGGGAAAGGGACAAUAUCAGCAGGUGUGGUGACUGCCCCGGCAACGGACGAACUUAUAGGGGUCAUAUGCUCUCUUUUACAUUAAAUAUUUGUAAGUUUAUAGCCGUCAAAAUAAGCAAAGUUUUAUUUUUAAUCGACUAAUAACAGAACUCAAUUUUUGUGAUAAUUUAUAGAUAGUUUUCUUAGUCUUUGACCGUUGAGCGAGUAUGACUCCAUGUUUACAGCGCGAAUUUAUUUGGAUACAGUUAUAUAUCUCUUGUAUGUACAAUAAUAUAUAGUGGGUUCGUGGUUUUAAUGGUUAAUAUAGUAUUUUUAAGACAUAGUACAAUUAACUCUAAGGUGCGUCUUCCAAUACGUGUACACUCUGAUUCAAGAUCUGCAUAUUUGUUCUUUGAUUUGUGAUCCAAAAUAAGAACCCAUAAACAAUAACAGAUAAUUUAGUUACUUAAUAUAAUACUGGUUAUUAAUGUAUGUGACAAUCUGAAUAAAAAUGCAUUUA
This is a messenger RNA of Pieris rapae (cabbage white), 1569 nucleotides long. Its product is annotated as alpha-tocopherol transfer protein-like. Gene Ontology annotation, cellular component: membrane. Gene Ontology annotation, molecular function: phosphatidylinositol bisphosphate binding. NCBI's taxonomy places the organism in Eukaryota, Metazoa, Arthropoda, Insecta, Lepidoptera, Pieridae. The record is from RefSeq and is a predicted model, not a curated record. Bases 128 to 1051 code for a protein of 307 amino acids. The transcript has 6 exons.